AUGGAAGCCAGCAGCAGCUCUGGUCUAGGCACUGCCUGGUGAGUGUUAGACAUAGAAAUAGAAUCCCUAGAAUGGACUUGAUUUCCAUUCUAGUUAUUCUAUUUAUGGCAUUAGCUGUAUUGGGAGAUAAACAGUGUCUGGGAUUUUUUGUGAUAUUUGGGGGCAGAAACGAGCUGACGAGGGAAAAGUUUUGUUGACGUGUGGCUUGAUUAAACCAUAUUAUGAAGUAAAUGUGCGGUGAGUGGUUGAAAUUGAGAGCCCUCUUAUUGAACUGCGGUAAGUUGUAUGCAAUAAUAUUGCAAUGAUUUGACUGUUUUAUGCGGAAAGAGUUUAUUUGUUUAUUUGGAUCCCCAUUAGCUUUUGCAGAGACAGUAGAUCUUUUUCCUGGGGUCCACAAAAAACACAAAACAUGACAAGUAACAAAACACUGGUACACUGAUAGACAAGGACAGUCACACGAAGGUAUAUAGUGGGGUAAAAUUUGAAAGCCCUCGCUUAAUUUGCGGGAAAUUCUUGAUUUUGCAACCCCCAAAAAAAUAAGAGGAGGGACUAGAUAAGCCCUGGAUGUACCUCACUUUACUGUUACAGCAGGCGGCAGCCACUUACAGUAUCAUGCAAAGGUCAAAGAAAUACACUGGUAUGAAAUAUUGAAUACCUGAAGAACAUUACAUGGUGGAAAAAGGGAGUGUUAUCUUUCCAGUCUGAACCUAGAGAGGACAGUAACAGUAUAUUGAGAAGGUUUAAGGUAAUGAACGUGGAAGUGUUUGGCAGCUCUGGAGGUAUGGGGUUGUAUUGGCAUGUUUAUUGAGUCUACUCUCCAUUCCCUUUAUUGUAGUUUUUCCAAUGCCAGCCCACUAAGCCGGAUUAACACAGGCGUAUAUUUGCAAUUCAGCUAAAUGGAAAUUUCACAGGAUAUAUAUAUAUAUUGUGUGUGUGUGUGUGUGUGUGUGUGUUAUACACACAUAGGUGUGUAUCCAUCGUCUUCUGUAUGUGGUUACCUUUAUAACAUGAAUCCAAGUCAUACUACUGCCCCCUGCUGUAACAGUGUGUAAUCACAGGAGAUUAGACGCAGCAUACAACUAGAACACAGAUUGGGCUAAACUAACCACUUAUUCUGUUCUCUCUCCCCAGACUCUACAGACUGACAGAGGAGAAACAGUUACUCUGGACUUGUACAGGACUCAUCACAGGAACUACGCAUCUCUCUCUCUCCGAGGCCUGUCUCAUCAGUAGAUUCUCUUUAGAAGCCCCACAGUGAAGACACAGUGAUACCUUUGGACAAUUGAAGCAAGCACACACAUUUUCCUCAGGAAAAUGCUGCUAACUGAUGCUGACUCACAUGAUCAGCUGACACCAAUAGACGUGGUCCUUCCGUGAGGACUCGGCCACUAGAAAGUCUACAACUGAAGAUACGUGGAUUUGUCAUUUUCCUAUGGAGCAAUAAAGCCCAACUGCUAUGUUCAUUGUAUUACUGAGGGGAUUCCCAGGUUAUGGAGUUGUGUAGUGAGACCUUGAUGUCAGCAGUAGCACAGCAGACUCAAUGGAACUGCGCUGAGAUAGGGGAUGCACCAGUCUGCAUGGCUUAAACAGACCAUAAUAUAUCAAUGCAAUUAUCCCAAGUGCAUUUUUUUCAACAAUGUAAAAAAAUCUGAAUGUAUCUGUUAAUUUAGUUGGGAUUGAUCAGGUACACUUGACUUUUGCCCCUAAAAUAACUGACUGAGAAAACUGUAAACUGCAACUUUUGUUUUGGAGGACUACAACAGGAAGUUCAGCUCUGUAAAACUACAACCCCCAUUACCCACCAUGGUGUUGCCGCAGCCAGACAAGCGCCACGUGUGCCUGACCACCAUGGUGAUCAUGACCAGCAUGGCCUUUAUGGACGCCUACCUGGUAGAGCAGAACCAGGGGCCCAGGAAGGUAAGAGGCCUUAAACAUUUUUUUAUUAAGCUGUAGUCUGUGAUUCAAAAAAGAAUAAAACUAUACAUCAUUAAUUUAAAAGUCCGAAAAUAGAUGUACCAUUCGUAGACUGUAGCUUUGAAUUACAAAAUUAUUUAAAGUUGGCCUUUUAAUCAGUGAUUUUACUGUUUUGACAUCCUUUUUUUUUUUUUUUCAUCUCUUUCAUUGCCUUUCAAUUGUUUGCUUUUUAUUUAUUUCAAUAUAUUGUUUUACUGUAGAAACUGUUUUGCGAUUUUAAUGUUAGGUAAAUGAAGUAUGAUGUGUAUUUGUAGAUCGGGGUGUGCAUCAUCGUGCUGGUGGGAGACAUCUGUUUCCUCAUCGUGCUGCGCUACGUGGCGGUUUGGGUCGGGGCUGAGGUGAAGACCGCCCGUCGCGGCUACGCCAUGAUCCUCUGGUUCCUCUAUAUCUUUGUCCUGGAGAUCAAGCUCUACUUCGUCUUCCAGGUAGGGAGACGGCUGGGCCAGAAACCAGAGGGUCAUGAGUUCCAAUACCAGUGCCUACCGGGGAAAAUCUGGUGGGGAGUGGGCCGGUGUAAUAGGACUUUCCAGGUGAACAAAAAGGAGAGCAGUCAUUGAUGAAGUCAUUCAAAAUCAAUACGGUUUAAUUACAAGAAUUCAGGGAGACACCUCCAGAACAGAUGCAUAGAACAUUUCUAACUGGCCUCUUGGAGACCCUUAAUAUCCUAAUCAGACAGCACCAAGUGUACCUUAAACACCAGCCAGAGAGGCUUCUGGAAGUCCAAACAAAAGACAUUGACUGUCAGCUGCAAAAGAAUCACACAGUGUUUCACAUAAUAAAAUGAUUAUCAGUGUCCUCAGUCCUUGCACCUCCAGUCUGGCGUCAAUCACUAUCAGCAGAUAUUAGUUUAAUCCAUAACAUCUAGUCUAGUGACCAUCAACCCGAGUGUUACAAACAGAACGCUGGAAAUCAUGUGUAGUACAGAAAGGGAAGAUAUAGAAAUAUGCUAAACAUUGCAUUAAACACUCUAAACUGAAUAUUAACUUUAUUCAUCUUAAAUAUUGCCAUUACAGCCGGCAACUGGAGUGUUGCUGGCAUCAGUAUCCCAGAUACCAUCUCCUUUCGUUGUACCCUUGAGCAGGAUACUUCGCCCCUAAACUGCUCCAGGGACGCUGCACUGUGGCUAACCGUGGGGUGUGUAUGUGUGUGUAUUGGCUGGGGGGCGGGGAGGGGAUGCUGCAACCUGAUCUCAUAGUUUAAUGUCGGGACUUGACAGGGCUGGAUACUGACAGAGAUCCUGAAAAAGACACAUUUCAAUAUCUCUCUGACAAUUAACAACAAAGAAUGUCUUAUAUCUUCUAGAACUACAAGGCGGACAGGAAGAGCCUGGAGACAGUGGCCCGGAAGGCUCUAACCUUACUCCUCUCUGUGUGCGUCCCGGGGCUGUACCUGGUCCUUGUGGCUCUGGACAGCAUGGAGUACGUGAGAACCUUCCGGAAGAAGGAGGACAUGCGGGGGAGGCUGUUCUGGGUGGCCCUGGACUUGCUGGAUGUUCUGGACAUCCAGGCCAACCUGUGGGAGCCCCAGCGGACGGGCCUGCCCAUCUGGGCCGAGGGACUGAUGUUCUUCUACUGCUACAUCCUCCUCCUUAUCCUGCCCUGCGUAUCCCUCUCUGAGAUCAGUGUCCAGGGGGAACACGUCUCGCCUCAGAAGAUGAUGCUGUACCCUGUUCUUAGUCUCGUUACUAUAAACAUAGUGACUAUCUUGAUCCGCGGGGUCAACAUGGUGCUGUUCCAGGAUAGUAGGGUUUCCACAAUUUUCAUAGGGAAGAACGUGGUGGCCAUAGCCACGAAGGCCUGUACGUUUCUGGAGUACAGGAGGCAGGUGAAGGAGUUCCCUCCACAGGACCCUAGCAUGGCAGGUAUAGCAUUAGAGCUGCAGCAAGGGAACUCUGUGGGUCACAGCCACGGGCACAACCAGACCUUACCCAAUGCCACCACUAGCCUCCCCGAUGAACUCUCACCGACCGAGGUCAUAGACACAUGA
Messenger RNA from Coregonus sp. 'balchen', 3960 nucleotides. Lineage: Eukaryota; Metazoa; Chordata; Actinopteri; Salmoniformes; Salmonidae. The record is from the annotation of a GenBank genome assembly.